AUGGCCACCCCCCUACCCAUCGCAGCAAACACGCCGGCAAACAACGGGACGACUUAUGCCACCAUCGAUCCGGAUAUUUACAUUGUCAACAAUAACCCCCAGCGGGCAUUUAACCUCCGAAUACUGGACCUAUUACAAGCCUCGUUUAUGGAAGACACCAAGGAGCAGCAGUUUCUGGACGUGGGUUGCGGCACCGGCGAUUUCACUCGCGACCAUCUUCUUCCACGCUGCACGCCACUUGAAAGGAUGGUUGCGGUCGAUGUCUCCGAGGACAUGGUAGACUAUGCUAAGAAGAACUUCGCCCAUCCCAAGAUCUUUUACGAUGUCCUGGACAUAUCGGGGAACGGUGUGGCUGACUUCGUGGAGAGGUACGGUCAGUUUGAUCGCGUCUACUCCUUCCUUUGCCUUCAGAGGACGAACAACCAAGAAGCGGUAUUCAAAAACAUCGGCGGAUUGCUCAAGCCCGGCGGAGGAUGUCUGCUUCUUUUCGGCGCUUCAUCAAGCGGUGUGCGUCUAAAUAAGACACUGGCAACAAUGGAUCAUUGGAAAAAAUACCGAAAGGUGUUUGAGAAUACCACUCCCCCAAGUGGAGAUUUGGUGAGCCGAGAUGCCCUUCUGUCGUACAUGUCAAACCUUCUGAAGAACGCCGGUCUAGUUCCAACCACCUGCGAGUUGCUGCAAGAACCACCCUCGCACUCAAGCCUCGAGGAAGUUACCGGGUUUUUGAUGACCGUGAAUUGCCUUUCGGCACUCGUGACAGAAGAGGAGAAGCCCCUCCUCCUCGAAGACGUCACCGAAUUUACAGCCAGGUUGUGGGCUGGCAAAGAGGCCGGUUCCUCACCCCUCCCCUGUUGCAUGUUUCUGGUGCGCGCCCACAAACCAGGACCUUAA
Molecule: messenger RNA, 891 nt
Organism: Ixodes scapularis (black-legged tick)
Lineage: Eukaryota; Metazoa; Arthropoda; Arachnida; Ixodida; Ixodidae
Product: juvenile hormone acid O-methyltransferase-like
Exons: 3
Coding region: 1-891 (296 amino acids)
Source: RefSeq, a predicted model, not a curated record